This is a messenger RNA of Echinostoma caproni, 1590 nucleotides long. The record is from the annotation of a GenBank genome assembly. Lineage: Eukaryota; Metazoa; Platyhelminthes; Trematoda; Plagiorchiida; Echinostomatidae.
AUGAAAGGGGUGAAAGACUUUCUUCGAAUCCACAAUGUGCCUCAAGAGCUUGGUGAACGAGUGAUUGACUACAUCACCUCAUCAUGGUCUGUGAACAAAGGUAUAGAUACUGCCAAAGUUCUAAACUAUUGUCCAAAAGAUAUGCAAGCGGAUAUUUCGGUGCACCUGAAUCGAUGCGUAUUCAACAGUCAUCCGGCUUUUCGAUUGGCCAGUGACGGAUGUCGACGUUCGUUAGCAGUGAAUUUUCAGACAUUGCACACUGCACCGGGUGACCUAAUCUUUCAUCAGGGUGAAAGUGUGGAUCAAUUAUGUUUCAUUGCCUCCGGUUCUUUGGAAGUGCUUCAAGAUGACGAAGUUAUAGCCAUUUUAGGUAAGGGUGACGUUUUUGGUAAUCCGUCGUGGCGCAACACAGUCUCCGUCCCGUCCGCUGCCAGUGUCCGGGCUCUCACCUAUUGCACAUUGCAUACCAUUCGGCUGGAACGAUUGCGGGCCGUGUUGCAAUUCUAUCACGCAUUCUCGAACAGCUUCACCCGCAAUUUGGAACUGACACAUAACCUGUGUAAUCGUGUGAUAUUUCGUAAGUUGGCUGAUGUGAAACGCGAAAUGGAACUUUCCAUGCGACGUAACAAAGACCCUCCUCUGAGCUCUCUGCCUGCAGGCCAUCCGGUACGAAAACUUAUUUCCCGGUUAAGAAGACCGAGUCAGGCGGGCGAUUUCUCUUUGCGUCAAGGUUUGAGCACCAUUGUGUCUGGGGACAGUUCUCUGGAUGCAUCGGAGAUAGACAAUUCCAGUUUGUCCGGCAGUAUCAUGGCGGAAGCAUCGAAGAGUCGACAGGUUUCCAUGACCGCAGCUGCCCCAGCGAAAUCUACGACUAAGUCUGCGCCAGGUGAAUCCGCGGCACUCUCGAACAGCUGCGUCUCUUCACCGACCACAGUUAGUCCCGAACGAAAAGCCUCACUCAGCCCGACUAACACGGGUCAAUUGGAUACGCACCCGCCAUCUACCCUGUCGAAUAAAACACCCGGUGGUCUGGUGGAGCGCACGCCCGUAGCACCUCCCAAUCCAGCACGUAAAUGGGCUCGGCUGAUUUCAAAAGCAACACAACCGAAACUACAAAAUCUCAACGAAGAAUCUGUUGAUGUACCGGGAAAUGCACGGGAAGCUGUCACGAACACGCGUGCGCCGGAGAAACCACCCGAGGCUCCUGGCUCUACGAUUACCAGUCCGGCUAACACCCCGGAGGUAGGAAAAGAUCAGAAACACACCGAUCCAGGCAAAUCUACGACACAACCGAUCUCAAGCACAAUAGAUUGUAAUUUGUUUAAAGAAAUGUUCCUGCCUUUGCAGCGCGGUAUGACCAAUAUGCAUGAAGAUUUGAAACAACAAAUUGCCCAAGUUAUUCAGCGAAUUGACAAACUCGAAGGACAAGUGGCAACUGUUAUUCAACGGAUACCUCCACCACCAGCACCGAUAGACAUGACCCAACUAGCCAAAUCCUCCACAGAGAUGGAACAAGAUAUCAUCACUGUUCACAGGCCUCGCGUACGGUUGUCACAAAUGAUCAAACGGCGAAAUGAAUUUGAGCUGUAG